Messenger RNA from Colossoma macropomum (tambaqui), 2922 nucleotides. It is a transcript of the gene ppp2r3b, whose product is annotated as protein phosphatase 2, regulatory subunit B'', beta. Gene Ontology annotation, cellular component: protein phosphatase type 2A complex. The transcript has 13 exons. NCBI's taxonomy places the organism in Eukaryota, Metazoa, Chordata, Actinopteri, Characiformes, Serrasalmidae. The coding region runs from base 548 to 2077 and encodes 509 amino acids. The record is from RefSeq and is a predicted model, not a curated record. Gene Ontology annotation, molecular function: protein phosphatase regulator activity; calcium ion binding. Gene Ontology annotation, biological process: protein dephosphorylation.
AACAUGUAAAUGGUAACUGGCAGAAUUAAGCUAAAAAAAUGGACAGCUUUCAACGUCUAUGUGGCAGUGAAUUGCCAUGUGCUGUAAUCUUUUGUUCUGGAGCGUCCCUCAAAAGUGAAAAGGAUACUGUUAUCACAGAGCUCUGAAACAACAGGUCUGUCUCUUUGCAUAAGGAAUGCAUAUUGGAAAGGGCAGAUCCACACCCCCCCCACCGACUGUCUCUCUACACACACCCAUACACACACUCACACACACAAACACCCUCGAUCUCCCCAGUGACUCUGCAGGAUAGGGCUGUACAUGACCUCAGCCAGCCUGUGCUGUAUGUAUGGGGACAGUCAGCCGGAUUGCAUGCUGGGGCUGGUGCAAGGCUGAGAGGCGCAGCUGCUGCUUGCCAUUAAGAGGGCUUGUGCUGUGCUGAAGGCAGGCAGAGGAGUGUCCUGUGGUGGGACAGUCCAGUCGUGCAGGAAGAUAAUCCUCGACCCCGCCGUGUUUACUGUAAGCCGCCUGGCCGUCCGCUCCGCUUGCUUUGUAAGCCGGCGGCAGCAUGAGGAUGAAGGAGCUGUCUCUGCGGCAGGACCCGGACCUGAGGAAGGAACUGGCUCUGCUGGCCCGUGGCUGCGACUUCGUCCUGCCUUCACGUUUCAAGAAGAGGCUGAAAGCCUUCCAGCAAGGACAGGCUCAGGUUAAGAAAGAAGAGGUCGUUACGCCAGCGUUAAGCGAAAGCAUUCCAAAGUUCUACUUCCCUCGGGGACGGCCCAAAGCCAAUAUCAACAUUGACAAUCUCAUUUCCAAGAUAGAGAAAAUAUUUUCUCAAUUCCCUGAUGAAAGAGUGACUAUUGAGGACAUGGGGAAGGUUGCCAAGGCUUGUGAGUGUCCUCUCUAUUGGAAGGCUCCAUUGUUCUACGCUGCUGGGGGAGACAGGAGGGGAUAUGUGUCCGUGCACAAGUUUGUGGCAAUGUGGAGAAAAGUGCUGCAGACCUGCCACGAUGAUGCGUCCAAAUUUCUUCACCUUCUGGCCAAGCCCGGCUGCCCUUAUUUGGAGCAAGAGGACUUUAUUCCAUUCCUGCAGGAUGUGGUGGACUCGCAUACAGGGCUUGCUUUUCUAAAGGAGGCAUCGGACUUUCACUCACGCUACAUUACCACGGUCAUUCAGAGAAUAUUUUAUAAUGUAAACCGAUCGUGGACAGGAAAAAUAACAUGUUCAGAACUCAGGAAAAGCAGUUUCCUUCAGAAUUUGGCCCUUCUGGAAGAGGAAGAUGAUGUUAACCAGCUGACGGAGUACUUCUCGUAUGAACAUUUCUAUGUCAUCUACUGUAAAUUCUGGGAGCUGGACACUGACCAUGAUCUAUACAUAGAUCAGAGGGACUUGGCACGGCACAAUGAUCAAGCAAUCUCUCAAAGAAUGAUCGAGAGAAUAUUCUCAGGAACUGUUACAAGAGACAGGAAGGUCCAUAAAGAGGGCAGAUUAAGUUACGCUGACUUUGUGUGGUUCCUCAUCUCAGAGGAAGACAAAAAGGCUGAGACCAGCAUAGAGUACUGGUUCCGGUGUAUGGACUUAGAUGGCGAUGGUGUCCUGUCCAUGUAUGAGCUGCAGUACUUCUAUCAAGAACAGUGUCAGAAGCUAGAGACUAUGGCCAUUGAACCCCUUCCCUUUGAGGAUUGCCUCUGCCAAAUGCUGGACUUGGUCAGGCCAGAAGUCCCAGGAAAAAUCACCCUCCGGGAUUUGAAGAGAUGCAAGCUAGCUCAUAUAUUCUUUGACACUUUUUUCAAUAUUGAGAAAUAUCUGGAUCAUGAACAGAAGGAUCCCUUUAUGCUUGCAAAGGAUGCUGAGACUUUGGGGCAGGAGAUUUCGGACUGGGAGAGAUAUGCUGCAGAAGAGUACGACAUUUUGGUGGCUGAGGAAACCGCCAACGAGCAGUACAAUGAUGGCUAUGAAAACGCCUUGGACCCGAUUAACCACCACAUGUCCAGCGAGUUUGACCUGCGCAGUGAGAAGAGGCAUUUGUUUGAGAUUCCUAAUCCUCACUGUAACCUGGACCUGGAUGAGUAUGAGUAUGUGGAUGAUUUUGAAUGAAAGCCACCGUCGCACUGCAAAGAUCAAAACUGUCCAGAGAAAAGCCACCCCCGGCAGAGCACAGCAACACAGGCCGACUGCACUAAAACCUCGCCAGUAGCCAGCAUCUAGACAGGAUGUCAGCAGAGCACCUGCAGAAGCUCUCAAGUUGACGCCUGUGCUCUAACUGGCCAAGAGCGUGUUCCAGGGUUUUAAGAUAUGAUAGCGGCAAUAUCCUGGUCAAAUACAUUUAGAGAGGAAAGGCUGUGCUAGUCCAGCAGCUCAGUCGAAUAGAAUCACCUCCACAAACCCUGACUGCUAAUACAGCUAUAUAUAUGCAUGAUGGGCACUAAAUACGCACCAGGCCUGGCAAGUAACUGCACAGGAACCUAACGCCUGGUCUUUGAGGUACACUUGAAAUACUGAAUGUGCACUACACAUAUAACAUUAACAUUUUAAUUGGCCAAUAUAACAUUCCAGAGAUUAACCAAAGUAAUUUAAGCUUGAUUUCAUGGACAGUGUAUUUAUAAAUGAGCUGUGUUUAGGUGCCUAAAAUGCCUCAUACCCUCACAGGACCUUCUAGGGAAAGAACCGUUUUAAAAAUAAUGAACCUGUCAGCCUCUAACCUUUUCUGCUCCACAGAUGUGAAAGCUAUUUUAAAUUAUAGACAGUAUUUAUAAAUAGUUGUAUAUAUUUUUGUGCUUGCUGUGUUUUGUUCAGUGUUACGUUUACUUCAGCUAAAUGUUUUAAUCGUGUUCAUGUUUUCUGUUUUUUUGUUUUUCUAUAAAAGUACUUUAAACAAGGUACUUUGGGGAAAAUGGAAAAAUUAACCCUUUUUAUGAGUUCGAAUAAAGUAAGUCCAUUCA